This is a messenger RNA of Dioscorea cayenensis subsp. rotundata (Guinea yam), 1988 nucleotides long. Its product is annotated as NAC domain-containing protein 86-like. Gene Ontology annotation, biological process: regulation of DNA-templated transcription. Gene Ontology annotation, molecular function: DNA binding. The record is from RefSeq and is a predicted model, not a curated record. Lineage: Eukaryota; Viridiplantae; Streptophyta; Magnoliopsida; Dioscoreales; Dioscoreaceae. Bases 198 to 1631 code for a protein of 477 amino acids. The transcript has 6 exons.
AUCCUUCUCUUCUUCUCUUCAUCUCUUCAUCCCUUCAUCUCUUUCUCAAGGGUUGUGUGUCUGAGUGUAUGUAUAUAUAGCUCUGGUGAUCACUGAGGCCUGAAUUCCUUGUUUUUCAAUUGGAAAAGAAAGGCCUUUUUCAAUUCCAAUUUAGUGUUUUUCCUCUCUUUCUAUAUAUAUAGAUAAAUAGAUAGGAGAUGGCACCAGUGAGUUUGCCUCCGGGUUUUCGAUUUCAUCCCACCGAUGAGGAACUUGUAGCUUAUUACCUGAAAAGGAAGAUAAAUGGAAGGAAGAUUGAGUUGGAGAUCAUCCCUGAGGUUGAUCUUUACAAAUGUGAGCCUUGGGAUUUACCAGAGAAAUCCUUCCUACCAAGCAAGGACUUGGAAUGGUAUUUCUUCAGUCCUAGAGACCGAAAAUAUCCAAACGGUUCGAGGACUAACCGUGCAACUCAAGCUGGUUACUGGAAGGCAACAGGGAAGGACCGAAAAGUUUGCUCGCAAAGGCGGGCAGUCGGAAUGAAGAAGACCUUAGUGUAUUACCGAGGCCGAGCACCUCAUGGUUCUCGCACUGAUUGGGUAAUGCAUGAAUACCGUCUCGACGAAAAGGAAUGCGAAACUUCCUCCGGUCUACAAGAUGCAUAUGCACUCUGCCGAAUAUUCAAGAAGAGUGCACCGGGUCCGAAGAUCAUAGAGCACUAUGGUGCUCCUUAUAAUGGAGAACAACAACAGUACUCGCAAUGGAUGGCAAGUGAUCACUCACCCACUACUGUUGAUCACUCCUCUGAUGGAAGAGUAGAUGAAUUGGAGAGCUGUGGAUAUACUUUCCAACAAGAAACAUCAUCAUCAGACCUCUUUCAAUCCUCCUUUUUUGAUUUAAAUCCUCCAUCUGAAACAAAAUGGAUGCAAUAUCUUUCUGAAGAUGCACUCAACACCACCACUUCACCACCAUUUUACAACUCUUCAAGCUUCUCUUUUCUUCCAUCCAAGGUUGAUGUUGCAUUAGAGUGUGCAAGGCUUCAACACAGACUAUCUUUGCCACCAUUGGAAGUGGAGGAUUUCCCACAAGUUGAUCUCGCAGAGUCGAAAGCUCUACAUUGUGGAUUGUUUAAACAAAGCAAUAAUAAUGAAGUUGAUAUCCUGCAAGAGUUUUUAUCAGUAGCUUCAGCUUCUCAGGAACUGAUUAAUAAUAGCUCAAAUUAUCAAGAAAUGUGGCCUGGAUAUAAUAAUACAAGCUUCAAUGAAUUCACUUCUCUUGUUGAUGAUGUUGGUUCAUCAAGGCAAGGAGAAUACACUAAGUUGAUAGAGAUCAGUGAGUUGGAAGAGGAGUUCAAGGAAGACAAGAAGGAAGUUGAGAACCUUAGAGGAGUUACAAGCAUUCAAAGUUAUCAUCAUUUAGAAGAAGAUCAAAACAAAGGAGAAACAACUCAUCAGAACAACUACAAUGAUGAUGAAGGUGAGAUUGAAUACAAGCCUAUAUUCUCUCAAGCAGAACAAGAUGAUAAUUACUGCAAUGCAGAAACGCCGAAUUUCGAUGUUUAUGAAGACAUAAAAGUGAGCCAUGGAUUGUUUGUUUCAAGUGGUAGCCCAUGCAAGAACAUACUUUCAUCAUGUGGAGCCUUCCAAGCACAUUAGUUUCCAUCUGAUUAAUCCAAAUGCAGGUAAAGACAGUGUCAUUGAGAUUAAUAUUGGAUCAUCAAUUGUGAAAAGCAGAGGAAGAUCAGUAUCAGUUUUCAGUAAAUUCAAGGCAUUCAUGAAAGACAAGCUCAUGAGGCCAUGCAGAGAUUCAUCAUCAAUGAGCAAUGGAAAAGUGAAUGCCAUGCUUGGAAUGGUUGCAGCUUUCUUGAGCAUUGAUAUCACAAAGUUAUCAUGGGGAGUUCAUCAUCAAAGAGGAAAGAUGUGAAUAUUUAUAUUGUUCUAAUUGUGGGGAUUAAUUAACUUAGACUUGGUAAUGAAGAAUAAUUUGAUUAAUUUAUUAGCUAAUGCCAACUU